Molecule: messenger RNA, 13393 nt
Organism: Lethenteron reissneri (Far Eastern brook lamprey)
Lineage: Eukaryota; Metazoa; Chordata; Hyperoartia; Petromyzontiformes; Petromyzontidae
Product: kinesin-like protein KIF13B
Biological process (GO): microtubule-based movement
Molecular function (GO): microtubule binding; ATP binding; microtubule motor activity
Source: RefSeq, a predicted model, not a curated record
GGGGUGGGGGGCCGUCGCGUCUCCAUGCGCCGCCGUAGGUAGAGGCGGGCUGCUGCGCGGCUCUGCGGAGACGGCGGCGAGGAGGAGGAGGAGGCGAUCCCGGCCAUGUCGGACUCCAAGGUGAAGGUGGCGGUGCGGGUGCGGCCUCUCAACAAGAGAGAGCUGUCCGGGAACACACGCUGCGUGGUGGACAUGGUGGAUACCCAGACUGUGCUGUCACCUCCGACCCUCGGCACGGCCGACACCAGUUACCACAACGAUGCUCGCAAACAGGCAAAGACGUUCAGGUUUGACUACUGCUUCUGGUCAAUUGACGAGACGAACAAGGAGAAGUUCUCUGGGCAAGACGUGGUGUUCCAGUGCCUGGGGGAAGACCUCCUAGACAACGCCUUUGAUGGCUACAACGCGUGCAUCUUCGCCUAUGGGCAAACCGGCUCGGGCAAGUCGUACACGAUGAUGGGCACCGCGGAGCAGCCGGGGCUCAUCCCGCGCCUGUGCUGCGAGCUCUUCCAGCGGCGCGAGCGCCUGCAGAGCGCCGACCUCUCCUGCAAGCUGGAGGUCUCCUACCUGGAGAUCUACAACGAGCGCGUGCGCGACCUCCUCGACCCCAAGGGGAGUCAAACGGCACUCAAGGUCCGUGAGCACCAGAUAUUCGGUCCGUACGUCGAUGGCCUUUCCCAGCUGGCUGUGACAUCUUACCAGGACAUCGACUCGCUGAUGUCGGAGGGGAACAAGUCGCGGACGGUGGCGGCGACGAACAUGAACGAGGAGAGCAGCCGCUCGCACGCCGUGUUCACCAUCACGCUCACCCAGACGCUCACCGACCUCGCCUCGGGGACAUCUGGUGAGAAGGUCAGCAAGAUAAGCCUGGUGGACCUGGCAGGGAGCGAGCGUGCAUCCAAAACCGGGGCAGCAGGGGACCGUCUCAUCGAGGGCAGCAACAUCAACAAGUCUCUCUCCACUCUGGGAUUGGUUAUUUCCUCGCUCGCUGACCAGGCGGCUGGGAAGAACAAGAAUAAGUUUGUGCCGUACCGUGACUCAGUGCUCACCUGGCUUCUAAAGGACAACCUGGGCGGGAACAGCCGCACGGCGAUGGUGGCCACGGUGAGCCCCUCCGCCGACAACUACGAGGAGACGCUGUCGACGCUGCGCUACGCCGACCGCGCCAAGCGCAUCGUCAACCACGCCGUCGUCAACGAGGACCCCAACGCCCGCAUCAUCCGCGAGCUGCGCGACGAGGUGGACAAGCUGAGGGGCCAGCUCAACCAGGCCGAGUCAAUGAAGGCCCCGGAGCUGCAGGACAGGCUGCAGGAGAGCGAGAAGCUGAUGAAGGAGAUGACCGUCACUUGGGAGCAGAAGCUGCGCAAAACCGAGGAGGUUGCACUGGAACGGCAGAGGCAGCUGGAGAGCCUUGGAAUCUCUCUGGCGUCCUCGGGCAUCAAGGUGGGCGAUGACAAGAGCUUCCUGGUCAACCUCAACGCAGACCCGGCGCUCAACGAGCUGCUCGUCUACUACCUGAAGGAGCACACCCUGGUGGGGGCGGACGACUCGCAGGACGUGCAGCUGUGUGGCCUGGGCAUCCUGGCGCAGCACUGCACCAUCACCAUGGACGGCGAGGGCACGGUCACCCUGACCCCGCGGGAGGGGGCACGGACGUGUGUGAACGGUGCCGCUGUGCAGGCGCCCACAAAGCUGUGGCACGGGGACCGCAUCCUUUGGGGCAACAACCACUUCUUCAGGGUGAACCUGCCGCGGUGCCACCGUGAGCGGAGAGCCGCGAGUCCCACAGCGACGGGCUUUCCCGGCUGGAGUGGAGAGGCGGCUCCUGGGAAAGGCCAAGAACCGGAGGGGUGGGAGGACCCGGCGGAGGGUCGAGGGCAGGCCCAGGACUCGCCCGAACCCCCCUGCACCUUCGAGUUUGCUCAGAUGGAGGUGAUCGCGCAGACUCCGACGUCGAGCAGCGCGCGCGUGGAGGUGGAGAGCGUGGUGCGCACGCUGGAGCGCCAGUACGAGCAGGACAAGGAGGCAGCGCUGCUCGAGCAGAGAGCCAUGUACGAGACGGAGCUGCGCUCGCUGCGGGAGGCACUGGCGCCUGAGAGGCACGCGGGGCCCGGCGCGCGCCACGGGCCCUCCCCGCGCCUCUCCAUGCUGCCCAGCACGCAGCACCGCCUCAGCCUGUGGGCCCAGGAGAGGGAUGAGCAGUUCAGGCAGAGCCUGGCGCGACUGCGUGAGCAGAUCGUGCGUGCCGACGCCCUGGUGUGGGAGGCGAACCUGCUGAGCGAGGAGAUGAGCAGAUGCACCGACUUCCAGGUGACGCUGCAGAUUCCCGCCGGCAGCCUUCGUGCCCACAGCAAGCGCGGCAUGCUGGUGAGCGAGCCGGCGGUGCAGGUGCGCCGGCAGGGGCAGGGCACGCAGCUGUGGUCGCUGGAGAAGCUGGAGAAUCGGCUCGUGGUGAUGCGGGAUCUCUACCAGAACUGGAAGCAGAGCAACUACGACCCAUUGGGCGCGGGGGUGCGCGGCGCGGACGACCCCUUCUUCGAGGCGCAGGUGGAGCACGACCUCAUCGGCGUGGCCAACCUCUUCCUGGAGAGCCUGAUGCACGACGUGCGGCUCGCCUACGCCGCGCCCAUCAUCAACCAGCAGGGCGAGGUCGCAGGCCGCCUGCACAUGGAGCUGCAGCGGGUGAGCGGGCCGGACCCUGAACGCAUGGCAGGCGGGGAUGACCCCUCGGAUGAGUCGGAUGGCAGCAGCGACAGCGAGGACGCCGGCUUUAUCCGCCAGCUUGUCUUCAAGGUGCGCAUCAAGGAGGCGGUGGGGCUGCCGGCCGAGCUGGCUCACUUCGUGUUCUGCCAGUACUCGGUGUGGGGCCACAAGCAGGUCGUGACGGUGCCGCCCCAGAUCAACCCCGACUCUCCGCCCUCCGUGACCUGCUCAGGCCCGGCCACGGUCCGCUUCGACCACACUCAGGAGUUCUCGCUGCCAGUGUCGGAGGAGCUGCAGGACGUGCUCACGGAGGAGGCGCUCUCCGUGGACGUUUGGGGCCACCGGCUCGGCGCCAGCCACAUUGGCCACGAGGUGCCCCAGUGGGAGCCCACGGUGCUGCAGGAAAAAACGAGGUCCCUGCAAGACAGGUGGAGCGACGUGACGCGCCGCGUGGAGCUCUGGGUGCAGGUGCAGGAGGUGAGCGAGCAGGGCGACUACGUCCCCGUGGAGGUCCGCGGCGACGCGCACCGGUCCACGGGCGGCGUGUUCGCCCUGCGGCAGGGCCGCUCGCGCCGCGUGCUGGCGCGCGUCAGCCCCGUGCAGGGCUCCGGUAACCUGCCCAUCGUGCCCGAGAGCAUCCUCUCCGUGUCCGUGGGCUGCAUCGAGGCGCGCAGCACCAAGGGCGCCGGCUCGCAGAAGGACCGUGAAGACGUGGACAGUUACCAGGAGGACGGGCUGCUAGCGUUGCGCGAGCGGUGGUCGGAGGCAUUGUCAGUGAGACGGGAAUACCUGGACGCUGAGAUACAGGAGCUCGUCGCUAAACCAGACAAGUCGGAGGUGGAGAAGGAGAGGGAGUCACGGCUCGUGUCCCAGUGGGUCGGCCUCACGGAGGAGCGCAACGCCGUCCUGGUCCCCGCCCCGGGCAGCGGAGUGCCCGGGGCCCCCGCCGAGGGGACGCUGGUCCCUGGUAUGGAGCAGCACUUCCCUGUGCUCUUCCUGGAUCUGAACGAGGACUUGAGCUGCGGUGAGGACUUUUCGGAGGAGUCGCUGCCGGGUCUCUCUGCGUUCCUGCCCGGGGAGUACGGCAGCCAGUUCUAUUACCUGCCCAUCGUGCGCCACGACGACGAUCAGGUGCAGGUGGUGGCAUCGUGGGACGCGUCCGUGCACGACUCGCCGCACCUUAACCGCGUCACUCCUCCCAACGAGGUCGUUUACGCCAUCAUCAAGGUGACGGUGCAGAUGAGCGCCCCGUCGAACGUGGAGGUCGUCCUCCGCAAGAGGAUCUGCCUCACGGUUGGAGCGAAGCCGAGCCUUGGCCAAUACCUCAAGCGCCGCAUGUCCUUCAAGGGCUCCGUGCUGCAGGCCAGCGCAGUUACCUACGAGGUGGUCUCCAACAUCCCCAAGGCGUCGGAGCAGUGGGAGGACGGCGCAACGCUCGCUCUCCUGGCCGCGCGGGGCGAGGGCGGCGAGGACGGAGAGAGCUACAUGGACAAGUACACGCGGCGCAUCCUGGCGCUCGGAAACCUGCUCAACAUGGAGCGGCUGAGACAGGAGGUGGCUCUGAUGGAGUGUCUGACAGCCAAGGGGAAGCACGUUCGCAAGAGCUGCAGUACCCCGAACGUGCACGCGCUCUCUGGGAGCCGUCUGGACCUGAGCAGUGGCUAUGAGGAUGAAGACAACAAGCGAUUCCCCGGGAGCACCCUGGAGCUCUCGUCAGCAAUGCGACGCAGCUGCCAGGAGCUGUCGCCGCCGCAGAACGCGGCCUCCUCCCGCACGUCCACCCCCCACAUGGGACAAGAGUGGGGGGCAGGGGAGGGGUCCCCCGGGGGGUCCAGGCCAAGCCCUCGCUACCUCAAGCCCCUCACGCCUCUCCGGCAGAACCAGCUCAUAUCCCCGCCCAAGAUCGCCAAAGAGGAGCGCACCUCCUCCCGCCUGGGCGCCCUCAGCGGGAGCAGAGACCGGCUGCCGCUGCACCCUGAGGUCCCGGCGGCCGCCGGCGGCGCCACCCCCCCAACUCUGGCGCGGCCGGCCACGUCGGGGGCCUCGAAGCCGAGGCCGGCCACAUCGGCGUCCUCGCCCAAGCCGGCCGGCGCAGGGCUCGUUCCGCUGCCGUCCAAGGUGCCGCAAUACAGAGGAGGGGCGCCGUCCAUCACCGUGGCAGCGCCUCAGGGGCCCUCGGCAACACCAGUGAUAGUUAAGCCUCCAACAGUGACGGCGGAGGUAGUGAAAGCCCCAGAGGUAGUUAAGGCUCCAUUAGUAACAAGAGGGGUAGUUAAGGCUCCAGUAGUAAGAAGAGAUGUGGAUGAGGCUCCAUCAGUAAUGCCAGAGGUAAUUAUGAAGCCCGCAUCAGUAACACCUGAUGUGACAUUGGUGGUGAAGAAGGCACCAGAGAUGGAAAUUCACGCCCCGCCUGUAGCGACGGCAAUGUCUCAGGUACGGUCGGGAACGCCCGAUGAUCCUCCCUGCCCACCAGUUGCAGCGCCAGCUUCGACGCUCACGCCGCAGGGGUUUAAACCCCGGGCAGUAGAUGUCGAGGCACAUGGGCCUCCGUCGGUCAAAGCAAAGGUAGAGAAAUAUCCCUCGGCAUUAUCAGGAGCAGACGCAUCUUUACCAGUAACAGCAGAGGCUGCUAAAACGCAAUCGGUAGUAUCAGAGGCUGCUAAAACACAAUCACUAAUGUCAGAGGCUGCUAAAGCAUUGUUAGAAACAGCACCAUCUGCAGCUGCAGAGGUUGCUGCAGCACAUUCGUCGUUGUCAGCGUUUCCUGUGCAGUCGACCGCACCGGUGGCGUCUCCCCAGUAUCCUUCGUCCGUCGCGCGGUCGGAAUUGACCACGGCAGCACGCGCGGCGGUGACUCUGCCGCCCGCCGGAGCGACAAUCGCAGGGGCGGCGGCAGACGUCGGGCCCGCGAGCGCCCUCGGCGCUCGGAAGCCCUCGACGGCCGCAACGGUGCCCGAGCGCUCGGCGGCGAAGCCAACCCCGGAGCCUGCGCCGCCCGCCCGCGUCUCCGCUGCGGCAGCGACGGCGGCACCGGAAGGGGCCGCGCCCGCGGGGGCGAGGGCUGCUUCGGCAGGCUUGGGCCCGCCUGCGGCAUGGGCGGCACCGUCGCCAGUGGAGGUCGCGGCAAAAUCCCCACCGUCGCGAGCGGCGGAGCGGAUUGAAGGCGGCGCGCACGCAGAAACCGCAGCAGCUGCCGAUGUCCCACAGACGGCAAACGGAUCCCUUCCAGUUGCAUUGCUGACGAGACCCUCGGCAAAUGUUCAGUCGGUCAUCGCGCCAACCAAGAUGACGGCAAAAUCUGAGGUGACUAAAGGGACGAGUGAGCAGGACCCUUCGAAACACUCUGCCACCACCCUGAGUCAGAAGACGGCACCCACCGUGCCCGCCACAGCUCCUACCAGGCCCACCACAGCUCCUACCAGGCCCGCCACAGCACCCACCGUGCCCACCACAGCACCCACCGUGCCCACCACAGCACCCACCGUGCCCACCACAGCUCCUACCAGGCCCACCACAGCACCCACCGUGCCCACCACAGCACCCACCGUGCCCGCCACAGCUCCUACCAGGCCCACCACAGCACCCGCCGUCCCCACCACAGCACCCACCGUGCCCGCCACAGCUCCUACCAGGCCCACCACAGCACCCGCCGUGCCCACCACAGCACCCACCGUGCCCGCCACAGCUCCUACCGUGCCCACCACAGCUCCUACCAGGCCCACCACAGCACCCACCGUGCCCACCACAGCUCCUACCAGGCCCACCACAGCACCCGCCGUGCCCACCACAGCUCCUACCAGGCCCACCACAGCACCCACCGUGCCCACCACAGCACCCACCGUGCCCGCCACAGCACCCACCGUGCCCGCCACAGCUCCUACCAGGCCCACCACAGCACCCGCCGUGCCCACCACAGCUCCUACCAGGCCCACCACAGCACCCACCGUGCCCACCACAGCACCCACCGUGCCCACCACAGCUCCUACCAGGCCCACCACAGCACCCACCGUGCCCACCACAGCUCCUACCAGGCCCGCCACAGCACCCACCGUGCCCACCACAGCACCCACCGUGCCCACCACAGCACCCACCGUGCCCGCCACAGCACCCACCGUGCCCACCACAGCACCCGCCGUGCCCACCACAGCACCCACCGUGCCCACCACAGCACCCGCCGUGCCCACCACAACACCCACCGUGCCCACCACAGCUCCUACCAGGCCCACCACAGCACCCACCGUGCCCACCACAGCUCCUACCAGACCCACCACAACACCCACCGUGCCCGCCACAGCUCCUACCAGGCCCACCACAGCACCCACCGUGCCCACCACAGCACCCACCGUGCCCACCACAGCACCCACCGGUCCCGCCAAAGCGGCAUUCCCGGGACUGGCGUCGUUCAAGAUCGAAAAGGUGAGGCCCUCCUCGCUUGCCUCCUUCUCGACCAUCGUCAAGGAGGACGGCGUGGCGGCGCCGGGCGCGGGGACGCCCGCCUCAAAGAGGGGACCGUCGACGGCCGAGGAGAAGCGUGGGGAGGCGGCGAGCGCGAGGAGCGAUCGGGAGCGCGAGGCGGAGAGGCGCGCCGCGCCCGUGCUCAAGCGCCGCAACUCGAGCGCGGACAGCCUGGAGGAGCUCCUGUCCUGCGUCGAGCCGGAGGCCUCCGACUCGGACGCGGACUCCGGGGGCGGCGACCCCUCGGACGGCGCGUCGCCCGCGCCUCGCGGGGGAUCCGAGGCGGGACGGGCGGCGGCGCCCAGCAAAGCGCCGCCACUCGGUGCCGCCGAGGGGAAGGGCCGGGCGCGACCGCCGGCCUCGCUGGCCAGCGAUGGCGAGGGCCCGUGGCGGGACGGGCGCAGUCUCGGCGGUGUGAGCCAGGUGGGCGAGGAGGAGGAGGAGGAAGAGGAGGAGGAGCUCCCGCCUUGGCUGGCGGUGGGGGUGGCGGUGAGCGUCGACCGCAGCGAGCUGCAGACCGGCACGGUGCGCUUCCUGGGCAGCGCGGAGUUCGCGCCGGGGACCUGGGUCGGGGUGGAGCUGGACCUGCCCGCAGGCAGAAACGACGGCUCGGUGCACGGCCGCCCCUACUUCCACUGCAACCCGGGAUACGGCCUGUUCGUCAGGGCCGAGCGCGUGUCCCAUGCGCCACCGCGAGCCCAGCCCACCCGGAACCGCGCGCCCACGGCGGCCCGCGCUCGCGCGACGGACGCCUCGGCCCUCUCCUCGUCACAGCCCAACCUGGCGCGCCUGUCCGGCUCCCGCAGCGACCUCUCGGGGUCGCGACCCGACCCGGCCUCCGAGCCGUCGCCGGGGAGACGCGCCGGCGGCGGCGCGGGGAAGACGGGCGGGCAGCUCCGGGUGGCGGCGAGGACCAGCGAGGGGCGCAACUCCUGGGCUCCGUGAGGAGGGAGGGAGGGGAGGGGAGGGUUCUCGUGGCCGGCCCUGGUCGGCUUCGGCCUCCGUUCGGGAAGCUCAAGCCUGAAGAGAGGCCGCCCCCGUGACCUGCAGUUUUCACGAUGCUUCAUUCGCCGAGAAAAUCCUCAGGACUAUUUUUCAGGAGAAGUCUCUGCUUGGGAUGGUUGGUAACCUUUCUGGUUGAGUUUUUGUUUGCAUGCGAGAGGAAAUCGGUGUGCGUGGAAAGCCAGGGCACGCGAUGGAUAACGCGCAAAUUCCACAAGCACGGUCGGAAACGUAUCUGUUAUACUGCAGUCCGCGGGCAUAUUGUAUUCCAGGUGGCAAAUGUCUCACGUGAUGAUUCCAUCCAUCUCUGUAUAAUCCACCAACCCCAUCGCCAAGUUGCUGAAUUACGGGCAUAUACCACCAUGGCCGGUAAAGAUUGGUCACCUCCCAGUGUCCUUUAUUUUGCUGGGUGAGUGCCAAUUAGAAUGCAGUUUUCCUAGUACACCGAGGCUAAGUAGGGUACAGAUUUUAUACAGCUCUUUUGCAGGCGAGGCUCUAAUUUGAAAUGCGAGCAACAAUGAUAGGACACAAUUAGCUGCUCUUGGGAAUGCUGCAACAGACUUCUCUUCAACAUCCAUUUUUAUUUCAAAAUGCUGCGCUUUGGUAACUCGGUGCCAGGAUUACUGUGCGGCUGUAUCAGGGAUCGAACUGGUACUUACUGGCUCAAUGGCGAGAAUAAUCACUGCCGGGAUCCCCAGCUCUAUGAACGGUCUGCUCUGCUGUUAAAGAUUCACAUGGAGACAGGUACUAGCAUCCUCGCUGGCUUUGAUAUCUGCCCACCUCGUGAUAAGCGAGGGCUGAUGUCCCAUGACAGAUGCCCUUCAUCUUGUAUAACCUUCCGCGGCUCUCACGGAGUGUCGAGUCCGACUGCUCAACAUUAUCCCACCAACCAAUCCGUUUCCUUCCUCUUCCCUUCCGCUAUCCCUUGCAGACCGAUCAUCGUCACUGCUGCAGCUGACCCUUUUGGGACAUGUCCUUCAUUCGCUGUCCUUUCCCCGCACCUCCGAUUAGCACGGCUCGCUACGUACGGUGCGAAAGAAGUUCAGCAUAAGUACAUUCAUUCAUUUCCCCCCCCCCCCACUUUUCAUCAUAAUUCCCAGUCAUUCCCCAUGUCGCCGUUCUCUCUCGGCGCAUUCUUAUUCCGUCACGCCAACCCGCUCAUUACAUUGUGCAGUGUGUAACGAGCACAACGAGUGCAUCUCCGAUUAGCACGCUUGGCUACGUUUGGUGCAAAAGAAGUUCAACUUACAUACAUUCGUUAAAACAAAACGCAUUCAGUCUAUUUAUCUCGUCCUUCCACGGUGUCCAUGGGUGCUUAUCUCACAACUUUGAAAACCUAAAGCGUUUCAUUUCCUCAUCCAAAUUUUUUUCUCGUUUUGUGUCCGAUCUGUAACUACCCCUCAGCCAUUUUCAAAACCAGUUCUUCUUUUAACCGGUCUUGUUACAAUUUUCCGGUCGUAUUCCAAUGUUCGCACUUGCUCCAGCUAUUCCCCUGACAUGUGCAUCUUGGCAGGAGAUACUUUUUGUAUAAACACAUCGUCAUUGUCUCCUUAAUGUAGAUUUUCAUACCAUACUUUCUGCCGAUAUGAUGCAUAUGCCGGAAUGAUGGUUAUGUCCUGGGGUCUUGCACUUUUCUUGAUGAGGAUCUGUUUGGCUGAUGUGUCAGCCAAUGCUUAAUGGAUGCUGCACACUGAUUCUUAGCCAUCCUUUUACGUCCCUCACCGAUUGCAUAGAAACAUUAAAAACCUUUGGACGUGAACCCCACUGCUCGCUUUUCACAGAUGCACUUUUUUCCCCCAGACAUUUAAUCUCAUUUUUUUCAUUUUCCCUGCGAUAUUUCACAGCUUUGCUGGGACAUUUGCUGCUCAGAUUCCAUGUUGCUAUCUCCAGCAUUCCUUUUGGAAGCAAUGUAUCGUCUUGUUCCCUUCUUCCUCUCAUCAGGAAUCGCAGUCCUCCCCUGUAGGGAGGUUUGUUGCAAAAUAGUAAUUGGUCACCAUCCAUUUUCCAGAAGUUGUGUUCAGAUUUCUACCGAUUCUUCUCUACCGCUCCCAUCCCUCCUCAAACCCACACACACACACGUCUCACACAAACCUAAGCCAUUGAUUGGCUGUCUACGGUUGUAGUUCUUCUGCCUUCACCAACUUCCCCCCUGGAGGGUCUCUUGUGCCCCCCCCCCCCUGCACUGGUUUUUGCCGUUGUUGGUUUCGCCGUUGAUGUCACCGUCUUCAUCCGUGUGCCUGGGGCCUUGCCGAGCGCCAUCCGGGUCCACGCACACCCUCUGUCGGUGCAAUUUAGCUGCCCCGCUCUCGCCACAUUUAAUUUUUCCCGUGGUGAAAUCACUACUGAUAGCUGCUGCGGACAGGUGUAAGGUAAUGCAUGUAAAAAAAACAAGUUGUCUUAGGCCUCUUUGUAUAUCCACUGGCUAAGUGAUAGCAGAAACACUACGGCUACAGCUGCUGGAGUGUAAAGCUUUAUGGAAUUUUGCUCGCCCGGUGUUGAUAUAAGGGAUUUUACCAUUAACAAUGCGCAGUGUUACUUGAAAGUUAAUAAAGCUUAGAUUUGUGCAUUCGGUCAACCUAUUUAUAAUAAAGUGAGUGUUCACGUAGGAUAGAAAGGGUCUGAUUCACAUUUUGGUGGAAUCUUCCGUUUUCUCCCCAAAUUAUCAAUAUGAAUGCCCCUUUCACAAAGGAGGCUCCGAUUGAGGUAGGUUAAGAUAAGAAACAAAGACAAGCCAGCUCACAAAGACCAGCAAACAGUGAAACGUGGAGAAUUACAACAAACAUUCAACUACUGUAACGAAUAUAUAUUUUGACUGAAUAUUUGUAGGUAAUUAUGAUCAAGUAGUUGCUUUAGCUGGUAUAUCACGGUCCACUUUUUAAGCUGUUUAAUGCAUUUUAUUGGGAUUUGUAAAUCCAUCACAAGACGACGUUUCCAUAUGGUAUGGGUCGGGCAUCGUGACUCGUGGCUUGAGACAUCAAUUAAACUUUAAAUCGUAUCCUCGAAUAGAAAUCUGACUAGACGCUUUGAUUGACUUUACUCGGUAAGAAAAGCUUGAAAUAGCAUAACAAUUAAAAUAAACUGCUUAUACAUAGUCUCUGGAAACUAUUGCAAUAUCAAAUCAUGGACCAUUUCCAAUAUGAAAUGCGAUCAGUUAACACAUGCAGUACGCUUGAGACUGAUACUACUUGCAUAGCAUGUAAGCUCGCAUUGCCAAUGCCCAUGUUACCAAUCUGGUUAAUAAUAGCGCCUCUAGUGGCGUGAAACCAUUCCAAUCCAAAAUAGAAUCGAUAAACAUUUGUACACUUACGAUUUCGUCGGUGCAUUUUGAGCGUGCAUGAACAGCCCGUUGUCAAUCCACUGCUGGAUGAGCAUCGUGUCACACCGUGCGGAUUGUGGAGGUUAUUUUACCAUGCUUCAUAGUCGGUGCGGAUUGGUAAAGGAUUGUGCGUACAAGUUUAUAUUAACCGAUGUGUCGUUACUCCCAAUGAAAUGACCUUCAUGUACAAUGCAUUAACUAACUACAUUCUGUACAGUUGGGGCUUAACAGUUCUGCAUAUUAGGUUAAUGUGGGUUUUAGUUGGGAUAUAGGAGAGUCAGGCCACAGGGUAACAAUAUCACGUGGUACUUGGGUGCAGGGAGCAUGCAGGACACAUUUGUACUCCAAAGGUCGCAUAAGACAAUGCAAAGCAUUUAAUAUCAAAUCAGUUUUACUUGUGUUCACCAAUUGUUCAUGUGUAUAGAGAGCCAUGAAUUGCGAGUUUCUCGAAUACAUGUUUAGUAAAAGGUUCCUCUACAGUGGCACUGCCUAAAGCCCAAACAGAAGCCUCUCUGCUCGUAUAGCGUUUCACUAUAAGAGUCUACUUGGUUUUUAAAUGUUCAUGGUAACUGCACCCGAGUCGGUUCCACACCUAUGCAAUGUAUUUGCCUCUUGGUAGAAUUUAACGAAAGAGCGUGUUGAUAUGUAACAUUCUUGUCAGGUGAGUUCUAUUCAAUAGACUCAUAAUGUAUUGAUAUUGUUCAAGACAUUAUUUGUCUAUGUGUAUUCAUUCUUGACGCCACUUUUUGUCCACUGUUCCCUUGACUGAACCGUAUAUCUAACCCUGACUUCACAUCCUCUUAACCUAAACCAACCCAGAAGUUCAGCCAUAACCCUCGUAGCCCGGUCACGGAAACCUCGACAACCUUGAACUCGUAUAAACAAGUAGACAAGGGGCAUUGUCAUUCAUCAGAUAAUAAAUAACAUUUCAGUUGUUGGUCAAUUAUAUCUCCCCCUCCCCCCAAUAUGUUUUCCCAAUGGCAUGUUUGUCAACAAUGGCAUGUUUGUCAACAAGGUAGCCGUCUCGGUCCGCUCAGCAAAGGCGUGGCCCGUUAGGACAAUGCCUCUGGCUAGUUUGACGCGUUGAACACUAGCAACGUUGCGUGAUAAGAAAUGUUGGUUGCUGCGGUGAUUAUCAAAUAUUUAAAGAUUUGGUGUUUUUUUACGCCAUUUGUACCGUCCUUUUGUCGAAUUAAUCACCAAAUGUUGAUUGCACAAUUUCGUUGAGGAGCGUCGCUUUUCACCGACGGCACGGUUAUGACAUGCACUACAACGCUGCAAAGUAAUGAGGCAAUGAUAGCGCGUGACCUUGGCUCGUGCGAACGUUGAGGCGGAUAGCCCCCAAGACAGGCAAUAAUAGGCAGCUAGUCUCUGGCCUUUGUCUUCUGAUAGCCUGCACGAUGUAAUCUGCACGGUGAUUGUGUAUGACCCGCAGCAGAAUACGAACCUUGCCACCACAUUUUGCUGAGAGUUAACAUUUUCCCGAAAUGCAAUUUUGAAGAGAACAUACGUAAAAAAACAGCGCCUUAUUAUCACACCACCAAUUAAAUUACGACUCCAUUGCUCAUUACUAAUGUUAAGAUAAACUUGAAUCUUCGUGUUAAAAUGCUCUUAAUGUUGGCUCGGGUAUGCGUGUAUUGUGCUCCUGUUUGAGAUGUCCUGUGUAAUAAACGAGAUUUAACACGCAGAAUAUUACACGCGCGUUCACGUAAAAGUUGCCCGAGUGCUCAGUCGAUCAAAUGUGUGCGUGUGUGGCGGUAUCUAUGGCCUGCAGCGUUAUUCCGAAAAGAACUGCUUGUAAUUUCUAAAAACCCAGCAAUAAAGAACAGCAAGGUGCGUUUACCUGCAGUCCAUCUUGGACGGUUUUUGUUAUUUCGUGACAAAUGGUGACGUAUCCAAUAAAGGUCUUAUCACUGA